Neopelma chrysocephalum (saffron-crested tyrant-manakin) is the source of this 7378-nucleotide messenger RNA. RefSeq names its product Nik related kinase (gene NRK). Gene Ontology annotation, biological process: protein phosphorylation. The transcript has 31 exons. Gene Ontology annotation, molecular function: ATP binding; protein kinase activity. NCBI's taxonomy places the organism in Eukaryota, Metazoa, Chordata, Aves, Passeriformes, Pipridae. The record is from RefSeq and is a predicted model, not a curated record. The coding region runs from base 15 to 3731 and encodes 1238 amino acids.
GGGGCGGCGGAGCCAUGGCCCGCGACUGCGCCGCCCGCAGCCUGGACGGCAUCGACCUGGCGGCGCUGCGGGACCCUGCGGGAAUAUUUGAACUGGUGCAGGUUGUUGGAAAUGGAACAUAUGGACAAGUCUAUAAGGGUCGUCAUGUUAAGACCGGGCAGCUAGCAGCAAUCAAAGUGAUGAAUGUUACUGAGAAUGAAGAGGAGGAAAUCAAGCUGGAGAUAAAUAUGCUAAAAAAGUACUCCCAUCACCGGAAUAUUGCUACAUAUUAUGGUGCUUUUGUAAAGAAAAGUCCUGCAGGUCAAGAUGAUCAGCUCUGGCUGGUGAUGGAGUACUGUGGUGCAGGCUCUGUCACUGACCUGGUAAAGAAGACAAAAGGGAACUGUUUCAAGGAAGACUGGAUUGCUUACAUCUGCAGAGAGGUUCUCAGGGGCUUGGCACAUCUUCAUGCUCACCAUGUCAUCCAUCGAGAUAUUAAAGGACAGAAUGUUCUUCUCACAGAAAAUGCAGAAGUAAAAUUGGUGGAUUUUGGUGUAAGUGCUCAGCUGGACAGGACUAUUGGGAGAAGAAACACGUUUAUUGGCACACCUUAUUGGAUGGCACCUGAGGUCAUUGCUUGUGAGGAGAACCCAGACUCUACUUAUGAUUACAGGAGUGACCUGUGGUCUCUGGGAAUCACUGCUAUUGAAAUGGCUGAAGGAGCUCCUCCCCUGUGUGACAUGCACCCCAUGAGAGCGCUCUUCCUCAUCCCACGGAACCCACCCCCAAAGUUGAAAUCCAGAAAAUGGUCAAAGAAGUUCCUAAACUUUGUUGAAAGCUGCCUUGUAAAACAUUAUUUGCACCGUCCAUCCACUGAAACCUUGCUUAAGCAUUCUUUCAUCCGAGACAUGCAGAACGAACGGCAAGUGCGCAUCAUGCUGAAAGAUCACCUGGACAGGACCAGGAAGAAAAAAGGAGAAAAGGAAGAAACGGACUAUGAUUACAGUGGCAGUGAGGAGGAAGAUGAUGAGCUGAAUGAAGAUGAAGGAGAACCAAGCUCCAUAGUUAAUCUCCCAGGGGAGUCAACUCUCCGUCGUGAAUUUCUGAGGCUGCAGCAGGAGAACAAGAACCGUUCUGACCCUCAGCGCCAGCAGCAGCAGCUGAAGGACCAGGAGAAAUACAAGAAGCAGCUGCUGACAGAGCGGCAGAAGCGGAUUGAGCAGCAGAAGGAGCAGAGGAGGAGGCUGGAGGAUCACCAGAGGCGAGAGCAGGAGCUACGAAGGCAGCAGGAGUGUGAGCAGAGGUGGCCAGAGGCAAAGGUCGGUCAGAGGAAAGAGGAAAGGGCUAAAGAAGACAAAAGGGCUGUGGAAGAUGAACACUUCAUAGUAGAUGGACAGAGGAAAUUAGAAAAGAAGCAGAAGAUGGAAGAUGUGCAGCACAACAGGAGGGUGCAUCGAACUCUCCCCAAAGAUCAGACACAGCUGCUGUCCCUCCAACAUGACCACAAGCAGAAGAAGAAGGAGCCUUCCACGAGUUCAAAUGCAGCAGUGCAUCCUCCAUCAAGCAGCACAAGCAAAGAGGCCGAGGACCAAAUAAAGAAGGGUGAUGCCAUCCAGCCUUCCCUGCAGUGGCCAGUGGCGCUGGGACACGAGGCCACACCACACUCCAGGAUGGGCUCUGGCAGCAGCUCCAGCCCCUGCACCCCUGCACCACAGAGAGCCAUGGUAGUGCAGUGUGAAAAUUUCCGGGCUAGUAAGGACGUGUACCACAGCAGUUCACUGUCAGACAUGGUGACAGCACCACUCAGCCCUGUGCAGGAUGACGUGUUCUGGAGCGUGAGUCAAAACGAAGAGCAGCCCCCAAAGGUUCCAGAAAGGACAACCUCGAAAUUUUACAGCAGGGAUCAGCCUGGCCAUCAGAGAUGCCUUUCAAGUAACACUCAUCAGUCAUCCCCCGUGGGACACGCUCUGAAGCUAAACAGUAGCAGCAGCACUCCUGGCAACAAGCAGUGGGAGAUGGGAUCUCAUCAGAGCAGCUGGUCAACCUCAGGGAAUCCAGGACCGGCCAAGGCAGAGAACGUUUUGUCCCAGAACCACUUGCAGCUGCAUAAGAAGGCUGAAAAGGUUUCUCAUCCAGGCCAGAUUGCAAGUCCAGUCUCCUUUGCCAAGGUGAAAGACAGUGCCAACUCAUUGUUAAAAGCAGCAGACUAUUCCUCCUCAAGUGAUGAGGUCAGCAGCAGCAGCAGCAGCAGCAGUGAUGAAGAUGACACGAACCACACAAGGCAACUGCUAAGCGGCAGAAUCGCAGAUUUCUCAAGGACGAGAGUACCAGAUGGAAUUGAACUGAAACCCCAAAGCACCGUCACAGAACAGAAGGACCAGAUUUUAGGGAAACAAAUUUCUAACACCCAAGAAGGCCUUUGGAGCGUAAACAACCAGAAUUAUCUCCUGCCAGAUCUCCUCCAGCAAAGCCAAAUUACAGACUCCUCUGUGAACCCGCCACAAGUGCCACUGACUUGCCAGGAACCUCAGAACAAACCUCUGAACAAGACCCCCUGUGCUGAAAGCCCACCUCCCAAGAGCAGCACAUCAUCCACAACAUCAUUUACGUCGUUCAUAGAUCCCAGACUCUUGCCAAUCACCCCUCCCACCAGUCCAGUAGGACCUUCCUGUAGUUCUCCAUCUAGUGCCAAACCUGAGCCUGUCAGGAGGGAAAAUGCAAGGAAGGGCUCUGUUGUCAAUGUCAACCCAACAAAUAUCCGCCCGCAGAGUGACAGCCCAGAAAUUCGUAAAUACAAGAAGAAAUUCAACUCAGAGGUCCUUUGUGCUGCUUUGUGGGGAGUAAAUUUACUGGUGGGAACAGAGAAUGGAUUGUGGCUGCUGGACAGAAGUGGGCAAGGAAGAGUUUAUACAUUGAUUACAAGGAGACGAUUCCAGCAAAUGGAUGUUUUGGAAGGACUCAAUGUGCUAAUUACUAUAUCAGGGAAGAAGAAUAAGUUGAGGGUGUAUUACUUGUCAUGGCUGAGGAAUAAAAUUUUGCGCAAUGAUCCAGAGGUGGAGAAGCGGCAGGGCUGGGUGUCCGUGGGUGACCUGGAAGGCUGUGUGCACUACAAAGUUGUAAAAUAUGAGAGAAUAAAAUUCCUCGUAAUUGCUUUGAAAAACUCAGUGGAGGUUUAUGCUUGGGCUCCAAAGCCUUAUCACAAAUUCAUGGCUUUUAAGUCCUUUACCUCACUUCAUCACAAACCACUAGCAGUUGACCUGACUGUUGAAAAUGGACAGAGAUUGAAGGUUAUAUAUGGGUCACUAGUGGGCUUUCAUGCUAUUGAUGUGGACUCUGGAUCUGUGUAUGACCUGUAUCUUCCAACACACAUCCAGGGGACUAUCCACCCACAUGCCAUUAUCAUCCUCCCGAACACCAGCGGAAUGGAGCUUUUGCUCACCUAUGAAGAUGAAGGCAUCUACAUUGAUAUAUACGGGCAUUUCACAAAGGAGACUGUUUUACAGUGGGGAGAAAUGCCAGCGUCUGUAGCUUACCUUCAAUCUAAUCAGGUCAUGGGCUGGGGAGAGAAAGCCAUUGAACUACGCUCUGUGGAGACAGGAAAUCUGGAAGGAGUAUUUAUGCACAAGAAAGCACAGAAGCUAAAAUUUCUUUGUGAAAGAAAUGACAAGGUGUUCUUUGCAUCUGUACAGUCAGGAGGCAGCAGUCAAAUAUACUUUAUGACUCUUGGUCAAAACGUACUAUUCAACUGGUAAAGCACAUCAAAAGAAGGACACUUUGAAAUUCCCUGUAGGUAGCAGUGUAAAAUUCUUAAAGGUAAUAUACACAAAUUUGCACUUUUUACCUACAAAAAUGUUGUCAUUAUUGACUUACAGAAUUCAUAUUCUUUCAGUCUGGAAAGAAUUCCAUUUUUCUGUCAAAGUAUUGCAAACAUGUUUAGUUUGUUCUCUAAAGUAUGUUUCAAACCAAGAUUGUAUUAGGAGACUUUAAUGAAGAAUGCAGCCAAUAUUGAUAAGAAGCUCCUGUACUCUGAAAAGUGUAUGGUUUCAUUUUCACAGAUAAUGUAAUGUUGUUAUCUUGAACUGAAGUCUCUUUUUUGGACAGCAACAUUUGCAGGUAGAUAUAAAAACACAAUUUGAAUCUAUUUUGAGUUGCAUUUGGGCUUGUUUUGCAUUUCAAGCAAGCUGUUACUGUUUCACCAAGACUCACUUGUCCAAGUCUUAUAAUAAAGAGAAACUGUUCCUGGUAGGUCCCAGCACAGCCUGGGACACUGGAGGGAUCGUCCCCUGUGCUGGGUGGACAGGUGUGUUUCAGUGCAGAGUUGUAAAAACAGCUAAUUCUUAACAUGUUGGGGGGAUUUUUACAAAUGCAGACUUUGUGUUUCUCUCAGGGCUGGAUGCCUGAGCCCAUAGACACAGUUACUGUAGAAUGUAUUUGUAAAAAUAGUUUAAAUAGUAGUUUGUCAAAGAUGCAUAAAGUAUUAUGGACCAGAACCUGUAAUUUUUAUCCACACCUGGGACCCACACUCAUACAAGUUGACUUAAAGGCACUACCCAUGUAUAUAAAUAAGGGCACAGGAUCAGGCACCUUUUCUUCCUUUCUGCUCUUUCACAUCAAGUCUUUGUGUAUUUGUGUGUAAAUAUAAUCUUUCUGCAAUGGAUGUUAAGAUUAACAAAUGUAUUCUUAAUAUAGUUAUGAAAUUAUCCAAAGAGUUAAUCUAUUAUAAAUAGAAAAUAUAAAUAAUUCCAGGUGCUUUCUAUGCUAAUUACAUCUAAAUAAAGCCGCGUCCACUAGUGUUAUUGGUGCCAGUGUUUCUGCAUAAACUCUGUUCUCAGGGGCUUAUAACUUGGCCAUAAAACUAUAGAGAUAUAAUAUAUAUAUACUAUAUAUAAUCAUAUACUAUGAUUAAAUUGUAGGGUUUAAUGCAAUCCUCAUUUAGCUGAUUUUUGGAUGUGCUUUGAAAAUGUAAAGCAUCAAAUGUAAUACAAAAGAGCUCAUUCCAGACAUGAUACAGUAUGGGUGAUACUAAAGUGAAAUCACUAGCUACAGUGUUUGAAAAUAGGUAUUUUUUACUUGAAAUAUUUGAUACUGAAAGGUGCAGGGAAAGUGUAUUGGAAUAUCUGGUCGUCUACCUCAAGGAUGAUGAUUCUAUGUUGACUAAGGAAGGCAGAAAUGAAGUUGUUCCAACUGGUAGGUGUGCUGUACAGUAUGACAGGUUCAUUUAGUGUUGGCAGUCAUGCAGUGACUGACAGGUGCUCAGAACUCAUAUCCUUGUAUAUGUCAGCAGAGAAUCAAACUAGGGGCUAAUUACCCUUUUCCCCUUUCCCCGUGUUGGCACCUCAACUGCUGCAGGCAGGUCAGAGAUGUCUGCACUGUGGCUGUCUACAUUUUUGGCUAUGUGGAGGACUGUACUUUCCAAAGUUAUUUAACCUCGCACUUUUCACAGGCACUAGCUUAUCUCAAAAUGUGUAGGUUUUUUUUACAAAGUAUUUUCCUUUUAAAUGUUUAACUAACAGAAAAACAAGCCUAAAGCCAUGCUAAAAAAAUCUGCAGUUAAAUACUCAAUGUGGUUCUUAAUGUAAGUAAGUAAUCAGCUUGUGAGCAGACUUGAAAUCUGAAUGGGAGGGGUGCUCUGGCAGAGCUGUGUGACAACAGGAGCUCUGUCUGACUGUAGUAAUGUUCCUACCUGUUGCCAGUGCCAGGGCUGGGGCAAACGAGCAAAACCUGGCAUGGCUUCCUAUGCUACUGAACACUGGGCUUGUUUAGUUCAACUUUCACAGAACAAACAAACAAACAACAAAAAAACCCCAACAAAACCAAACAAGCCCAAACCUGUAACAGAAACAGAGGUUAAAGUUACAAUUAUAGGCAAAAAAAUAAGUUGCAGACAAUCAGAAAUACAACUUACUUGCUUUUGAUUUAAGAGUCUGAGAGACUGUGAAGGAAGAACAGCUUUCAUUUUGCACACAGUAGGUGUGCAAAACUUGCUUGCAAAACUGUUCGUGCUAUAAGCAAUCAAGUGAUCCAGGCUGCCCUAUAAUAUUUUUAAAGUGUGCUUAUCUCAGCAGCCUCUGCAUUACAGGGGAUGCAUGUGAAUAUUUCCCCUCCCCUGUUCUGGUGUCAACAGGUAGAAGGCUGAUUUUUUUCCUGAUGCUAGUUAAAAAGAAUUUAGCAGAGAACAGUGGAAAUUUAGAACAACAACCCAUAUCAAAGAAGCAAAUGUCAUCGAACUUGUUUAAGAUUAUUGUUACAGAAAAUUGUGACAGUAAGUUGACAAACUGUGGAGAUGUUUAACUCCAUACCAAGAGGGAAAAACAAACAACCCCAAGUUCAAGAGAGGGAAUGUGCACUAUUACAUUGGGAUUUUAUUUUUUCAUUCCGUCUCCCUCUAUUAGCUCUCUCUUCUUUCCAGCUACAAUUCAAGGCAGCGGUUUGAAUUUUCGUCUUCUACUUACUAUGUAAAACGGUUGGAAUUUUCGGGGUUAUAUCCAUGUGUAAAUAUGGAAAGAAUGAGGCCCUUAGAGGUGAAUGCUUUUUAAAGGAUUUAGAAGUGGUAUUGCAAAUAGCAAUAGCAACUGGAUGGAACAAGAAGACUAGCAUUGUCUAUCAAGAGACAGUCAGAGUGGUUGAAGAUGAGAAAGAGCCCAGAGAUGUUGAGAAGAGUAACAGAAGAGAGUGGAAGUGACUGAAGAGGAAGAGGAGGGAAAAGCUGAAGAAAAAUAAAUAGGAGUAGCCAAAGGGGAGGGAGUGGAUGUCUGGCUCAGCGUAUUGCUGUAGGAGGAAAACAAAAGGUUAAGAGGUGUUAAGGAAAAGAGAGCAACCAAAGAAAUGGAAAGGUAUCUGCAGUGACUGGGGGACACUGAAUGAGUGUUUUGAAUAACUGUUCAGCUUGAAGCAAAAGUACAAAGGCCAGAAGAAAACAAAAAUCCAGUGAUCUAAGUUUAUCCAGACAUAAAUUUAACUAUGCAAAAUGUGUAUCAGAUUUGUAGCUUCAUUUUGUGAGGUGUUUCACUAGCUGUGCCCUUUCACUAACUUUUGAAACCAAGGAGUGAACUGCCUAAUGUGUUUUUCUAGUGAUGUCACUUUGACAUGAACAAGUGCUACAGGGGCAGCAGGGCAGAACGUUAAGGAUGCGUGUCAGUAAUCCUUUGGUACAUGCAGUGUCCUAAUGGCAGGUGGUGCUCCUAAUGUUGUAUUUGCCACACAGGAUUGCGCUAAUAGAACUGUAUGUAUGUGCCUGCUUUCAUUUUAGGAAUGGUGAACUCUAUUCUGCAGCUUGAACCUUGACACAUAACUUUAAAACCUGGGAACAACGCAAGCCAUGUACUGUAUAUUAUGUAUUGUUUCCUAAUGCUGAAAUUGUACAACUGAAACAGUAAUAAAAAUACUCUGAAGUUCAAAA